Sphenostylis stenocarpa is the source of this 795-nucleotide messenger RNA. The record is from the annotation of a GenBank genome assembly. NCBI's taxonomy places the organism in Eukaryota, Viridiplantae, Streptophyta, Magnoliopsida, Fabales, Fabaceae.
AUGGGAAGGGCUCCAUGCUGUGACAAAUCUCUCGUCAAAAGAGGGCCAUGGUCUCCUGAUGAAGAUGCCACCCUCAGAAACUACCUUCAGAAACAUGGCACAGGUGGUAAUUGGAUAGCUCUCCCCAAAAAAGCAGGCCACAUAUUAAGCUUGGAGGUUUCACUGAAGAGGAAGACAGAGUUAUCUGCACCCUUUAUGGCACCAUUGGAAGUAGGCAAGUGGUCCCUUAUAGCAGCUCAACUGCCCGGGAGAACAGAUAAUGAUGUGAAAAAUCACUGGAACACCAAACUAAAGAAAAAGUUCUUGGCAGGAAACACUAGUAGUACUGUUGCCACAAGCUGCAACAAUGGCACUGUCAGCAGAAAUAGUGACAAUGACCAAUUCUCAUCUUUUACUCUUCAACCUCAAGUUGAGGCCUUUGUCUUGAAUCAGAAACUGAACUCAGCUUGGUUUGACUCCUACAAUAUUUUGGAUUUGGGACAAGCACCAAUUCCAGUUCCUCUUCCAAUGCCUCAGGAAUCAGAAGGAUUUAAUACUGGGGAGAGCAGUUUUAGUGCACCACCCUCUAAGGAAGUUUCAGUGCUAAUAUCCAAUGCAGCUUCCUUAGCACAGCAGAACAAACAUACACAAUGGUUUGGCUACGACUAUGCAGGUGAAGAUGAUCCAAAUUUUCUUGAAUUUGUGCUUGACGAUCUGCUGAUCAAUCAUGGGUUUGCAACUCCUGAUGACAAAAGCAGCCGGGCUGCUCCAUCAUGUCUGGCUAACCAAGACUCAUUCUACUCAUCAAAAACUUGA